GGCCGGCCGGGCGGGGCUUGGCGGCGAUUCGGAUCGGAGCCCGGGCGGCGGCGGCGGCGGCGGCGGGAGGCUGAGCAUGAAUCGCUUCAAGGUGUCCAAGUUCCGCCACGCGGAGGCCAGAGUGGCCCGCAAGGAGGCCUGGAUUGGAAACCUCCGAGCCGGCUUCCCGGCUGCUUCGGGGAACCACAUCAAGGCUGGCAGCCGCUGGAUCGCCUUCCACACAGACUCGGCGGGUGUGCUGGGCCUCGUGCCCUUGGAGGGCCAGAAGGGAUCCCAGAGGGUCGUUUCGCAGCUGGGCUGCCACUCAGAUGUGGUGACAGAUUUUGACUUCUCUCCCUUUGAUGAGCAGCUCUUGGCCACAUGUUCGUCCGAUGAAGUGGUGAAGGUGUGGCGCCUCCUGGACUCUGGCCAAGACCUCUCGUCUUCCCCCCACAUUGCCCUGGGGCCGGAGGGCCGGCCGGUGGACUUGCUCCUCUUCCACCCCACGGCAGACGGCAUCCUGGCCAGUGGGGCCCAGAAGGCAGUGAAGGUUUGGGAUGUGGGGCAUCGGCAGACUCUGGCAGAGCUGGAGCCUCACGACGACCAGCUCCAGAGUUUGGCUUGGAAACCUGAUGGCUGCCUGCUGGCCACUUCCUGCAAGGAUAAAAAGCUGCGGAUCUUUGACCCACGUGCCAAACCUACGGCUUGCCAGAGCGUCCUGGCACACGCGAAUGGCAAGGACUCGCGGCUGAUCUGGGUGGACGCCGAAGGCUGCCUCCUCUCCGUCGGAUUCAACCAGGUGAGGGAGCGUGAAGUCAGGCUUUGGGACACACGGAGAUUCGGCAGCUCUCUGGCCUCCAUCACCCUUGAUGCGUCUCCCAGGGCCCUGAUCCCGCUCUUUGACCCCAGCACCGGCCUCCUCGUCCUGGCAGGGAAGGGGGAAAACGUCCUCUUCUGCUAUGAGGUGCUGCCCAGCCAGCCGGCACUGGCAGAAGUCAACCAGUGCUUGACAGAGACCAAGUCCCAGGGCAUCGCCCAGGUGCCCAAACUCGCCCUGGACAUCAUGGGCUGCGAGGUGAUGCGGGUCCUGCAGCUGAGCGAAGCUGGCAUCGCCCCCAUCAGCUAUGUGGUGCCCCGGAAGUCCACACAGGAGUUCCACAAAGACUUGUUCCCCGACUGCGCAGGAAACGUCCCUGCGGCCUCCGCACAGGCCUGGUGGUCCGGAGACAACAGCCAGGUGGCGAGGAUCAGCCUCCAUCCUGCCCAAAGGCCCAGCAAGGCCUUCAUCUCUCCCUGCCUCCAGGAGCACCGAACCCCCGACCUCUCCGCCCAGCCAGGGGCAGGGGACCAGGCCGAGGACCCGGAGAUGAGUGCCGGCAGCCCCCUCUCCUCCCCCACCAGCUCCCUGACGUCCCCCUCUGGCGCCACAACACCCUCCCUCUCGGCCACCAGCGGCUUUGCCUCCAGCCCCAGCCAGCGGUCCCUGCAGAGCAUUCUGGGACCCAGCUCGGGGUUCCGCCACAUCCAGGGUGCUGUCCUUCACCGCAGCACCCACAUCACCAACCUCCGGGGGCUGAACCUGACCACGCCGGGGGAAUGCGAUGGCUUCUGCGCCAACCGGCACCGUGUGGCCAUCCCACUGCUCUCUGCCGGAGGGCAGGUGGCUGUCUUGGAGCUCUCCAAGCCAGGCCGCCUCCCGGACACAUCGCUCCCCACCAUCCAGAACGGGACGCCCGUCUCUGACCUGUGCUGGGACCCCUUUGACCUGCAGCGCCUGGCGAUUGCUGGAGAAGACGCCAGGAUCCGGCUGUGGAGGGUCGAGGAGGGAGGUCUGCAGAAGACAAUUCUGGAGCCUGAGUUGGUUCUACAAGGCCACACGGAGAAGAUCUACUCCAUCCAGUUCCACCCCUUGGCUGCCGACAUCCUGGCUUCCUCGUCCUAUGACAUGACCGUCCGGAUCUGGGACCUGCGUUCCGGCGGGCAGGUGCUGAGGCUGGAGGGACACCGGGACCAGAUCUUCAGCUUGGCCUGGAGCCCCGACGGACGCCGCCUGGCCACCGUCAGCAAGGACGGCCGAGUGAGGGUCUACGAGCCCCGGAAAACCUCCCAGCCCCUGCAGGAAGGCCCGGGGCCCGAAGGCGGACGGGGAGCCCGCAUCGUCUGGGUGUGCGGAGGCAAAUACUUGCUGGUAUCGGGCUUUGACAGCCGCAGCGAGCGACAGCUCUCCCUCCACCCGGCGGAGUCUCUGGGGCCCCCGGUGGCCACGGUCGGCCUCGACGUCUCGCCAUCCACCCUCAUCCCCUUCUACGACGCAGACACAGGCGUGGUCUUCCUCACGGGCAAGGGCGACUCCAGGGUGUUCAUCUACGAGGUGGUCCCAGAGGCACCCUUCUUCCUGGAGUGCAACAGCUUCCCGUCCACUGACCCCCAUAAGGGCUACCAGUUCCUGCCCAAGACGGAGUGUGACGUUCGGGAAGUGGAGAUUGCCCGUGCCCUGCGCCUCCGGCAGACCUCCAUUGAGCCCGUGGCCUUCCGGGUGCCCCGGGUGAAGAAAGAGUUCUUCCAGGACGACCUCUAUCCUCCCACGGAGGUGCGGUGGGAACCGGCACUGUCGGCCGCUGCCUGGCUGGGCGGCUCUGACGGUCAGCACCGCAAGGUCAGCCUCCGGCCAAAAGACAUGACCCCAGUGAGCGAAGCCCCGAAGGAGGCUCCCAGCCGGAAAUAUGUGCCGUCCUCCGUCUACCUGGAGGAGAAGUCGGACGAGCAGAAGAAGGAGGAGCUCCUGAGUGCCAUGGUGGCCAAGCUGGGCAACCGAGACGACCCCCUCCCUCAGGACGCCUUCGAAGGAGUGGAUGAAGAGGAGUGGGACUAACAGCGGAUGCUUUGACCAGGGACCGCAUGCAGUCGCCUUUCUGCCCGGAUGACCCCCUGCAGCCGGAUUCCAGCCACCCUCUCCUCCAUGGACUGGAGGGUCCCCAGACCUCAGCCCCCCCCCCUGGGAGGAGCAGGCUGACUUCCAGGCUCCUCUCCCCCCUCUCUGCGCCAGCACCGCCAAGGAGAUCCUGCCCGCCAAGUCUUCCUUCCUCCCC
Lacerta agilis (Sand lizard) is the source of this 3068-nucleotide messenger RNA. Its product is annotated as coronin-7-like. Gene Ontology annotation, molecular function: protein binding. NCBI's taxonomy places the organism in Eukaryota, Metazoa, Chordata, Lepidosauria, Squamata, Lacertidae. Bases 77 to 2851 code for a protein of 924 amino acids. The record is from RefSeq and is a predicted model, not a curated record. The transcript has 28 exons.